This is a messenger RNA of Perkinsus marinus ATCC 50983, 246 nucleotides long. RefSeq names its product 40S ribosomal protein S27-4, putative. The coding region runs from base 1 to 246 and encodes 81 amino acids. The record is from RefSeq and is a predicted model, not a curated record. Gene Ontology annotation, cellular component: cytosolic small ribosomal subunit; ribosome. Gene Ontology annotation, biological process: translation; ribosomal small subunit assembly. NCBI's taxonomy places the organism in Eukaryota, Perkinsozoa, Perkinsida, Perkinsidae. The transcript is spliced from 2 exons. Gene Ontology annotation, molecular function: structural constituent of ribosome; RNA binding.
AUGAACGUCGAUCUCCUCCAUCCCGAUCCCGAACUUGAGAAGUCUAAGCAUAAGCUGAAGCGCUUGGUACAAUCCCCUAACUCAUACUUCAUGGAUGUCAAGUGCCCUGGUUGCUCCCAGAUCACUACCGUCUUCUCGCACGCUCAGACUGUCGUCCUUUGCGGUAACUGCAACGUGAUGCUCUGCCAGCCCACUGGUGGUCGCGCUCGUCUCACUGAGGGUACUUCUUAUCGUAGGAAGGAUUAA